CCCCUCAGUUAAAGCAGGUAUAAAAAGCCCUGCGUAGCAUGAUUCAGUAAUAGCUUCUCACACAGGACUCCUCGAAAUCUGGUUGUGAGAGUUAGAUUUAUCUUUUCACCCUUACUUCAGUCCCUUUACACACAGCUUCGGGGAACAUGCGUGAGUGUAUCUCAGUGCACGUCGGUCAGGCUGGUGUCCAGAUGGGCAAUGCCUGCUGGGAGCUUUACUGCCUGGAACAUGGGAUCCAGCCGGACGGACGGAUGCCCAGUGACAAGACCAUUGGAGGAGGAGAUGAUGCCUUCAACACCUUCUUCAGUGAGACUGGAGGAGGAAAGCACGUCCCCAGAGCUGUCUUUGUAGACCUGGAGCCCACUGUCAUCGACGAGGUGCGGUCUGGAACCUACCGCCAGCUGUUCCACCCCGAGCAGCUGAUCACUGGCAAGGAGGAUGCUGCCAACAACUACGCCCGUGGACACUACACCAUCGGCAAAGAGAUCAUUGAUCUGGUGCUGGAGAGGAUCCGUAAACUGGCUGACCAGUGCACUGGCCUUCAGGGCUUCCUGGUCUUCCACAGCUUUGGAGGUGGCACCGGCUCUGGUUUCACCUCCCUGCUGAUGGAGCGUCUGUCUGUCGACUACGGCAAGAAGUCCAAGCUGGAGUUCUCAGUCUACCCAGCUCCCCAGGUGUCCACCGCUGUGGUGGAGCCCUACAACUCCAUCCUGACCACCCACACCACCCUGGAGCACUCUGACUGUGCCUUCAUGGUAGAUAACGAGGCCAUCUACGAUAUCUGCCGUAGGAACCUCGAUAUCGAGCGUCCUUCCUACACCAACCUUAACAGGUUGAUCGGUCAGAUUGUGUCCUCCAUCACUGCUUCCCUUCGUUUCGAUGGUGCCCUCAAUGUUGAUCUGACCGAGUUCCAGACCAACUUGGUGCCAUAUCCCCGUAUCCACUUCCCUCUGGCCACCUAUGCCCCUGUUAUCUCUGCUGAGAAGGCUUACCAUGAGCAGCUCUCAGUGUCAGAGAUCACCAACGCCUGCUUUGAGCCAGCCAAUCAGUUGGUAAAAUGUGACCCUCGCCACGGCAAGUACAUGGCUUGCUGCGUUUUGUAUCGUGGUGAUGUAGUGCCCAAAGAUGUGAAUGCUGCCAUUGCCACAAUCAAGACCAAGCGCUCCAUCCAAUUUGUGGACUGGUGCCCCACUGGUUUCAAGGUUGGCAUCAACUACCAGCCACCCACUGUAGUUCCUGGUGGAGACCUGGCCAAGGUCCAGAGGGCUGUGUGCAUGCUGAGCAACACCACUGCUAUUGCAGAGGCCUGGGCUCGACUUGACCACAAGUUUGAUCUGAUGUACGCUAAGCGUGCCUUUGUUCACUGGUAUGUGGGUGAGGGUAUGGAGGAGGGGGAGUUCUCUGAGGCCAGAGAGGACAUGGCAGCCCUGGAGAAGGAUUAUGAGGAGGUUGGAGCUGAUAGUGUGGGAGAUGAGGGUGAAGGAGAAGAAUAUUAAACAGGCACAUGUUCCUGUAUCUGUUAUGUCAAAAAUAAAAUUUGUUCAUUGACA
Molecule: messenger RNA, 1550 nt
Organism: Micropterus dolomieu (smallmouth bass)
Lineage: Eukaryota; Metazoa; Chordata; Actinopteri; Centrarchiformes; Centrarchidae
Product: tubulin alpha chain-like
Exons: 4
Coding region: 147-1496 (449 amino acids)
Biological process (GO): microtubule cytoskeleton organization; mitotic cell cycle
Cellular component (GO): microtubule; cytoplasm
Molecular function (GO): GTP binding; structural constituent of cytoskeleton
Source: RefSeq, a predicted model, not a curated record